Molecule: messenger RNA, 2741 nt
Organism: Drosophila virilis
Lineage: Eukaryota; Metazoa; Arthropoda; Insecta; Diptera; Drosophilidae
Source: RefSeq, a predicted model, not a curated record
UUUUCCGUUUUUUAUUUAAAUUUAUUGAUUUUAUUAAACUGUAUGAAUAUUAAAAGAAAAACCAAAAAAUGACUACCUGCACAUUUCUCUUUGACAUAAUUGUGACAAAUAUUAAGUCACCCAGUAUAAACACUCAAGAUCUCAAGGAACUGCUAAUUGGUGUCAAGUUUAACAAUGUAUCGAUACCAAUAACUGCGAGCAGGAUCAAUGUUACAGAUUUCAAACCCAAUUCUGAGACUGCGGUCACUGUGAGCCCGACGGAUCUCCGCCAAACUCUCGAAGAAUGUGGAAUACCUAUAUCUGUGAUGUACAACGGUCUUCUUCUCGGCAUUGGACAUCUACGUUUGCGCAAAGAUUUCAUUGAGAGCAUCAAGGAAGACAUGAGUGAGCUGAUACAAGUGGAUUCCUGCACAUUUAAAUGGGAUGGGCAAGUUAUUGGCGCGCUUGAGGUGCUCUACCGACUAGUCGUGAAAUGUGAGGAACAGAUAGUCGUUCAAAAUAUUUUCAAAGACAAAAGCAUCAACGAAGAGGAUAUCUUAUUUAUUGUGAGCGAGUCCCAGAGAUGUCCCAGUUUCUGCGAUCCUUGCCUUGAUGCAUUUGAAGAUGCCGAGACUUUGAAAUUUGGUAUACAAAACUUUGGGAGUUUAAAUGUCAAUGACCCAAAGCCUUCGGUAACAUUUCUCCACAACCCAGUUAGUGACGCCGCAUGUUGUGAAAUAAAGAAAAUGGCACAGGACUGUGAGGAGACAGUUGACUUAAUCACAAGGUUCUCUGGCCAGCCAAAGGCUUUGAAGCCUCCUUGCCGAUACCCACCCAAUUUAAACAGUCCCUGCAAUGUUCCUAGUCAGCGCCAGCCGAAGGUUACAACCCUCCUACCAUGUUUCACCUGCAUACCAAUGUCAGAUGGUGGCAACAAAAAUACUCGUGAUCCGGCACUGAUAACCGGAACGAUCAGACGCAACUGUCCCGAUUGCCAGGCCAAUAUGACAUGGCUGCCGCCACUAGCCGCCUGUCCGAAAUGCGGAGUACAACCAAUGGCAUUUGUAAUGGAAUCCAACAAUCAGCCAGCAGCCGACGAAAUACUGAUAGAAAAUCUAGGCAAAUCACCAGAUACCUCUAUGGAUGUCUGCGCGGAUUUCAUUGAUAAAACAGGUAUGGAAGAGACCGUAACAAAUGAAAACAGAUGUCGGUGCACCUGCAAGUUCGAAAAACUCUGUGCCUACUGUCGAGUACGAAAUAUGUGUGCGGAUAUAUUUCAGUCCAAUGAGAAACCGGUUUCCGAGAAAGCCGAGGAAGACAACGAGAUUUCUAAAGAUAUUUGUGCUUCAAAUGCUGAGUCAGAUGUGUUUCGCCCAUUUCUAUCACGUGUAUUCUCCGAAUUAGUUAUUCUAAAUUAUAUCAAAACCGUAAAACCAACUGAGAUUGCAGAGCAAAGCAUUCAAAAAUCAACCUCGAAAGAAAAAGAGCCCCACAUAAAUAAGAACUCGAUCUCAAUCGCCGAGCGUAGAGAGCUGACCAGGCAAAGAAUUGCUAGAAAAGCUGUGAAAAAGUCCAUGCGAUCCAUCUCGCCCCGUCACGGAUGGGAUUGGUCAUCCAGCGAGGAGGCACGUAAGCAUGGCUGGCGACCAGGCUUCAUUCGCAAGCCGAUUAAAAAGCUUAUGAAGUUUUUUUUGAAACACUCACCAGAGAAAUGCAAGAAGGCAAGAGAAGCAGAAAUGGAAAAGGAACGCCAGUUGCCCAUUCUUAACUUCCGCAAAAAGAAUGGCGAAAUCUUCAUAACACUGCGGCCACUCAAUAAUACAAAUGUCGAUAUGAAGCCCAUUGUAUUUAAGCUGGUCAAAAGCGAUCUUGCUGUUGCUCUAAGAGAGAUCAAGAGCAAGUUGAAACGUAAAGGUUUCCGUAAAUGCACUUGCCAUCAGACGUUAAUGAUGUGCGUAUGCCGCGACAACUUCGAGAAGAAACAUCUCGAACUCGCACUGCAAAAGGAGUGCAAACGCCGUGGCAUCCAGAAUUGCGUGGAACAUCUGGUGCUCACAGACACCAGUGAGAGCGAAAUGGAGUUCAAUUUCGAUAUGACACCGCCGGCGGCCAUGGCGAAUCGCGACUCGCCACCUAUGCGCCGUCUCUUCAACAACGGUACACAGACGGACGAAGCUGAUUUAGAGGUGCCACCGAGACAUCCAAGCAGCUACCGACCCAAUUGGCGGGCUUAUGAUUGUGGUGCAAGCGGGCGAUACACGGGCACUGCAUUUGGUGCACCCGCUGAAGAAGUAUUUGAGGACGGGGUCUUUGGAUAUAGGGGCGGUGGUCCACACGGUACGGCAGACGUUCCACAUGACAGCUCUAAAGGCGGCCCAUUGCGCGUAGGUGGACGUGGCCGUGAAUGGAGCACUCCUGGCGGGGAGACAUUCCCCUAUGGCAAUAAGAAAAAACCGACAGGCGGAAGUGACCCCAUUCCAGUUAAGAUGACUAGACGAUAUUAUCAGGCUAUUGAAAAUGCUGCCGAAGCUGAGAAAAAAGCCAAGGCGGACGCGGCAGAAGCUAAGCGGAGGGGCCCCGAUAUGAUUAAAUAUUUAAUCAAAACUGGCACUAUUCCCAAGCCCUGGAACCCGAAUGAUUAUGCCUAGAUAUACUACAUUUUAUGUUUGGCUAAACGAGAUUUUAUACAAUGUUUUACCCAACCCAACACAACAAUAUCACUAUUUUUAAAGAUUUAAUAAUAAAGAUUUGUUUGCCACUAA